UUCGUAUGGUCAUCGGGUCACUGGAGGAGGGACCAGCUCCCUAGUUUUGGGGGACGGUGGCGGCAAGUGGCGGAUGGUCGGAGCUAGGGGAUUUCGGGAAGCUCGGCCCUUCGAAGGAAGGACUUAAGGAGACGGCUGCAUUGAGCAUCCCGGCCUUGCUUUCUUGGGACUGUUCCUUUCCCAGAGAGAACUAGCACAAGAGGAAGGAAUAAACCCUGGUCUCUUGCCAUUAGAGUUCCAGGAGAGGAGACCAUGGAGACUUUGACCUCAAGGUGCGGGGAGAGAGCUCUUCAUUCCCAAGCCUCAGCCCUUUCCCAAGAGGGAGAGGACAAGACCAAGUUUCAGGAACCGUUGACCUUCAAGGACGUGGCUGUGGCCUUCACCGAGGAGGAGCUGGGGCUGCUGGACUCUGCCCAGAGGAUCCUCUACCGAGAUGUGAUGCUGGAGAACUUCAGGAACCUGGUCUCCGUGGGGCAAAUGGAGGAUUUGAUAUCUACUUUGGGACAAGACAAAGAGACUUGGGUGACAGAGAGAGAGACUCCAAAGAAUGCACAUCCAGGUGAAAAGAAUGAAAAAGAUAUGGUGUAUACUCAAGAAAAAGAAUCAAGUUUCUUUUCACACAAAGAGCUCUCCUACUGGAAAAUCUGGGAACAGGUGACUGGUGAAUUAACUGAGGGUCAGGACCGUAGAAUAAAUCUUCAAGAGAAAGUUUUCCAUUUCUCAGAGAGUGUUUCUUCCUGUCAGGAGUGGGAUGGAGACUCUACUUGGGGUUCUCAAACUGAGAAUUUGGUGAACGGUCUUCAAGGGAAUGUUCCCAUCAAUUUCGAAACUCAAGAGUUUCCAGCCUGGAAAGCUGUAAUACCAGUCUCCGUUCAAGAAUCUGGGAUGAAAGCCUUUGUGAAUGAGCCACGAAGUAUCCAAGGAAGAUGUAAAAAACUUGACAUGGAAGAUGCACAAUAUAAAUGUGAUUGGAAUGAUUAUGGCUUUAGCUGGAUAUCACGUUGCUGUGAUGAUUACAGACUACCUGAAAGAGAGACACCUUGUAAAUGCAGUGGUAGAAAAGGCUUCAUUACAAAGUCAAUACUUUAUCACAAUAGCCCUGGUGAGAGUGGCUUUAAAAGUAAUGAAUGUGGACAUGGCUUCAAGGAUGAUUCAAACCCUUAUACUCAUCCCAGAGUGCACUUGAAAGAGAAAUCCUAUAAAUGUCCUGAGUUUGGUAAGGGUUUGAGGCAGAGUGCCCAUCUUGACAGACAUCAAAGAAUCACCACAGGAGAGAAAGCCUUUAAAAGUACUGAGUGUGGUCAGAGCUUCAGGCAGUACACACACAUUCACAGACAUCUCAAAGUCCACACAGAAGAGAUGCCCUACAAAUGCGAUGUAUGUGGGAAGAGGUUCAGGUAUAACUCAGUUCUUCUCAUUCAUCUGGGAGUGCACACUGGAAAGAAACCCUAUAAAUGUGAGGAGUGUGGGAAAGCCUUUGGUCGAAGCUCCAAUUUGCUUGUCCAUCAACGAGUCCACACUGGUGAGAAGCCCUAUAAAUGCGGUGAGUGUGGGAAGGGCUUCAGUUAUAUCUCCGUGCUUCAAGUCCACCAGAGGUUGCACACAGGAGAGAAGCCCUACAUGUGUGGGGAGUGUGGCAAAGGAUUCUGCACAAAGUCUGCACUACAUAAGCAUCAGCAUGUCCACCCGGGAGACAAACCCUAUAACUGUGGCGAGUGUGGGAAGGGAUUUAGUUGUAGCUCACAUCUUAGCAGUCAUCAGAAAAUGCAUACAGGAGAGAAACCCUACCAAUGUGACAAAUGCGGUGAAUGUUUCAGUCACAACUCAUACCUUCAGGCUCAUCAGAGGAUUCACACAGGGCAGCACCUCUAUGAAUGUGAGGUGUGUGGUAAGGGUUUCAGUUACAGUUCAGGGCUUCUCUUGCAUCAGAGACUGCACACAGGAGAGAAACCCUAUACAUGUGAGUGUGGGAAGGGCUUCGGCCGAAGCUCGGACCUCCGUGUCCAUCAGAGAGUCCACACAGGAGAGAAACCCUAUAAGUGUGUUGAGUGUGGGAAAGGCUUCCGGCAGAAUUCAGACCUUCAUAGUCACCAGCGAGUCCACACAGGAGAGAGGCCCUACAUCUGUGAUGUGUGUGGUAAAGGCUUUAUUUACAGCUCUGACCUCCUCAUCCAUCAGAGAGUCCACACCGGAGAGAAACCCUAUAAGUGUGUUGAGUGUGGCAAAGGCUUCAGUUAUAGCUCAGGGCUUCUCAUUCACCAGAGAGUCCACACAGGUGAGAAGCCAUAUAAAUGUGAGGAGUGUGGGAAGUGCUUUAGGUGCACCUCAAGUCUUCACAAACAUCAGCGAGUCCACACAGGAAAGAAGCCCUAUAUGUGUGAUCAGUGUGGCAAGGGUUUCAGUUAUGGCUCAAAUCUUCGCACCCAUCAGAGACUGCACACAGGAGAGAAACCCUACACGUGUUAUGAAUGUGGAAAGGGCUUCAGAUAUGGCUCAGGUCUCCUCAGUCAUAAGAGAGUCCACACUGGGGAGAAACCAUACAGAUGUGAGGUGUGUGGAAAGGGCUAUAGUCAGAGUUCACACCUUCAGGGUCAUCAGAGGGUCCACACUGGAGAGAAACCCUAUAAAUGUGAGGAGUGUGGGAAGGGCUUUGGUCGAAGUUCCUGUCUUAAUGUUCAUCAGAGAGUCCACACUGGAGACAAACCCUAUAAGUGUGAGGAGUGUGGGAAAGGCUUCAGUUAUAGCUCAGGUCUGCAAAAUCAUCAGAGAGUGCAUUUGAGUGGGAAACCUUAUAAGUAGACAUGAGCUGAGGACCUCUAGCUAGAACUCGAAACCAUAUUUAUCUGAGAGUCAACACAGGAGAAAAACGGUGAAAAUAGUAUGUGUAAAGGGCUGCAGUAGUGGCUGAAUUUUUCAUAGCCAUCUGCGAGUCUGCUUAGGAAUCAAAGAUCUGAAAAUUUGACAGGGUGUAAGCAUUUCAGUCUUCAUCAAUUGUCAGUUACACAGCAGAAUCACAGAAUUGUCCUUUAGGGAGUGAAGUGUUAACAGCUUCAGUAAAAAUCACCACUUUCAUCAGAGUUGGCCUUCGGGAGCUUUUACAAAUGAUAGGAAUAGUGAAACUGCAAAUUAUGGACAUUCUGGAUUCCUUGUGAGGGAAAAUACCUAUGAAUGGGACAAAUGUAGGAAAAAAAUUGUUGCCUUCCUGAAAUCAAAGUCAUAUAUACCUUUUAGAGAUAGUUUUAUAAGAAUUAAAAGAUAGUAGCAUUUACUGAAGGAGGUAACUUUUAGAAGGCUCAGAACAGUUAUAGCAAAACUCUUCUCCUGGCAAGACUGAUGUAUCUCCACUCUGUUUUCAUCAUGUUUUUCUGAUUGUGUAUUACCUCAUGGAGGUAAACCUCUCUCAUAGAGAGGUUGUGGUACACUUCAGGGUAUUUUAUUUAAUCAAGUUUAAAAAAAUCCUAUUGGGCUCUUAAUUGGGAUUGCAUUGAAUGUAUAGGUUAAUUUGCAAAGAUCUUUCAUCUUUGUAAUGCUGAUUUUUUUCCAUUUUGAAAAUACUCUUUGUUUCUGCUUACUCGAGUAUUUUUUAUGACCCCAUGGUAAUCUUUUUUAGAGAUUUCUAAAAUAGGUUCUGAAUAUUCUUAAAUAUAUUUCAAGGAAUUUGUUUUAUUGCUAUUCAUGAAUAUAAUGUUUCAGCUGACUGCACUUCAUCCCAUGCAUUUUUUAACAUUCACGAGAAAUGUUAGAAUAUUUUAAAAACUUGAAUUCCAUUUUUAAUGGAAACAUGCACUAUUAAUGAGAAUGAAAAUAGGUACAGUCUUUUUUGAGAGAGUGUGCACUAAGUCUAAGCCACACUUAAGGGGAGAGGAAUUAGUCUCCAUGUCUUGAAGGGAAGAGUAUCAAAGAACUUGUGGACAUUUUUAAAGCACCACACAUGGAAGAUUAACAAAUGAAAUGAUGGAGCCAGUAGUCUAUCUUCUUUAGAUGUGUGCUAAUCAUUCUCCUUUGCCAAUUUGGAGUCUGCUGGAGGAUGCCUUUGAGGUUCCACUGGGUUGCUUGAAGUUUACCUACUUACCAGCUGCUAGGAUUUCAGUGGCAGCAAGGGAUACAAGAAAGUUGAGAGAGCUGCAGCUGCUGUGGAAUGGGUUGCUGUGAAUGUAGGAGUGCAGUGCAUUUAUGCAAAUCCAGCAUUAACAAGUGAGACGAGAUGGGGUGUUGGCCUCUGUUGUCGUCUUUGAAUGUUCUAUGUAGAAGGUUAAUUCAAGUUUAAGGGGAUUUGGAGAGUUGUGAAAACAUCUGGGGUAUAAUGAGAAACCAAAUAAUUGGUAAUACACAAAGAUGGAAAAUGUUGAGCAAGUUGACUCUAACUGAUGUGGGUUGGUAGGGAGGAUGGGUCUGAUGGAGAAUAUAAAGUUCAUCAUGAUGGUAAGGUUAUACCCCAUCAACAGGUUGAUGAUGUACCUGUUUUGUAAAGUGGAAUGAGAGACCUAAUACAGGAUACCUACAUCUGAGGAGCUUUUGUGGUUCCAAAUAGGUUGCAUCUGUUCCUCAGGACACUCCUCAGCCUGAAUACAAAUAUCUUAAUUAUAAUUCAGGGUCUAAUGCUGUUCUAUCACCAGGAGAAAAAUGAAGCAUACCAACUUGAUGAGGUGAUAGAUGAGUAACCAUUAGGAUGAGGUGGUAUGAUUGUAGGUCAGAAAUUAAAUUCUGGCUAUUCAUUCUCGGGAGUUCUCUUGUAUCCACAUAUGGUGCUGUGAGCACCAAAAUAUCUAAACCAUUUGUUACCUUGAAGUCCAGAGUCAGAGUGUAAUAUGUGCAAUUUCGCCAUCAGGAAUACCUGCAUAUUUUCAACAUCUUGAAUUCCUAGUACUGACUGACAUUUGGUCAAUUAAAAGAUAUUUCAUGCAAGGUUAUGUUUAAGCCAUGGAGAUACAACCAUUAAACCCUCAUGGAUCUGGUUUUUUACUUUUGGGGGAAAUUUGGAGAAAGACAAGUGGAUUAAUUACAGAAUGCACCAAGUGCUUUGAAGGUGAGAAAAAGGGUAAUGUCUGCCUCCAGAGAUGACAUUGAAUCAAGACCGGAAGGAUGAGAAAGAUCCAAGCGUUCAAAAAGCUAGAGGCAGAAUGGAAAGUGCAAAGGAACUAAAGUAGGACCCUGUUUUAUGGCAAUAGGAAAGAAGCCAAACUGAUGGAAACAUACUGAAUGGGGGAGAGUGUAUGAGAUGUGGUUGGAGGAGGAGGUUAAUGUGGUAGAAUAAUAAUGACUGCUAAUUCUUUCCUGUUACUGUUGUUCAGAGGUGGAGUCUAGUUCCCAUCCCCUUGAAUCUGGGCUGGUCUUAACUAAUUUGACCAACAGAAGACAGCAGAAGUUAUAGUUUCCAGUUUCUAGGGCCAAGUCUUAAAGUCUGCUUCUUGUCUUCUGGAGCACUCAUUCUCGGAGCCCUGCCAUACCUGCCAAAGCAUCAGGCAUGUGAGUGAAGCUAUUUUGGCCCAUCAGACCAGAACUACUGAAUACCUCUUGGUGAUUCCAGUGGGUGCCAUGCAAAACAAGUCAGCCCUGCCAAGCUUGACCUGAAUUCCCCACCCAUAAAAUCAUGAGAUACAGUAAAAUGAUAAUUAUGAACCACUCAGUUUAGAGGUUGUUUGUUAGGCAGCAAUAGAUAACUCCAAAGGUGAAGAACAUUAUGCAGGGGUUUGUAGGCCCUGAAAGGGGUUUUUAAGCAAAAGAAUGAUAGUCCAAUUUGUGAUUUGAGAAAAAAAUCACUGACCUAUGUGUGGAGAAUAGAUUUGUGGAGGGACUAAGCUAGAAACAUGGAGAACAGUUAGGAGGGUAUUCCAGUAAUCCUGAUGAGAGAGGGAAGUAGCUUGGACUAGGGUAGUGAUGGAAACAGAAGUGGACAGUUUUGAGACAUAUUUUGGAAGCAAAAUGGAAAUUUCUGGCAGAUUGGAUGUGAAGAUUGAGGGAAAGCAUGGAAUCAAGGAUGAUUCAUGAGAUUUUGGCUUUAGAAUCUAGGUACAUAAUGGUGAUAUUUGCUGAGUGACAGAGAAGAUAGAUGAAGGCAGAUGACAACUUAGUUCCAUUUUGGACCUAAUAACUUCAAAAUUCUUAUUAGACAUCCAAAUAAAGAUGUCAAGUAUUUACUCUUCAUCUUACAAUGUUUUCUCUGGUCUUUUCCCAAUACCUGAAUCAUUUGAUCCUAUAGUUAGCAAUUAGUCAUUUCCGAAUAAAGACAAGUGGGAAAGCUUUUAAUGUUUUCUUUUAGUAGCCAUCUAGUGUUAUAAUCAUGGCACCAGCAUCCUAUAAUACAUAGCAUCUUCUGGCUAACCCUGUAAAAGUCCAUCUGGAAUGUAGGAACCUAAAACAGCCCUAGUUAGCAGGAAUGUAGCUAGCUCUCUGCUAGAGCCUACUUCUUUGGAAAGUAGAUGCAGGUAGAGGGUCAAUAAAUGGGGUAGUCCUCCUUAGAAUGGUACCCAUUGACCAAAAGGAGUCUGAGAUCUCAAGUGUAAGGCCGAACUAAGCAUGUGUGCAAUAAGAUCAGGGCAGAGUAAACCAUUUUGACCAGAAGACUGGAAAGACUUCUUCAGGAAGUCACUAGGGCUAUUAUGGUCUCAGAGUGGUGAAUGAAGUGAUGAUACCAUCUUGUGAACCCCAGAAGUCACAUGUCUGAGAGUAUCUAGGAGAUGAGAGAAGGAAGAAGUGAGACUCCACCACCGCCCCCACUUCAACUCCUGAGCCACAAGUAUCUCAUGCAUAUCAUGAGGAGAUCAGAACAUGGUUCAAAACUCCUUCACAACUUAAAAAAUUCAAGAUACACAACAAUUUAAUAUGUUCUCAUUUGUGGGGGAAUAAAUAUUUGUGCAGCUACAUGUAUACAAAGGGGACUUAGGAUGGGAAAGGAAACUUAUUUUUCAUUGUACACAUUUGCUGGAUUUUUAACUCUGAAAAAAAAAACCAUCUAGCAAAUAAAAUAUUCGUUUGGGUCUAAAAAAGCAUUCCAGCGCUCUCCAAUAUACAACCCUCAGGGUUGGGGCGGAAGUAUUAUCACAAAAGGCAACUAGGGUCUGUUGGGAUCAAGGCAUCAAGGGCCAUCAGGUCAGGGAAAUAGACCAGGAUUCUACCUAAUUGUCACAUGUUAGGUUCAUCAACUGCUGAAAGAGCCAGAACAUUAUAGCAGUCAGAUGGCCUCUCACGGAACAAGGUGUCUAGAAGGCUGUGCCAGUUUGGAUCUGUUAUGACCCCCCACAAAUGCCAUGUGUUCUUUAAUGCAGUCUUGUGGGGGCAGACUUGUUAGUCUUUUGAUUAGGGUGGGACCUUUUGAUUAGGUUGUUUCCAUGGAGAUGUGACCCACCCAAUUGUAGGUGAGAUAUU
Choloepus didactylus (southern two-toed sloth) is the source of this 7365-nucleotide messenger RNA. RefSeq names its product zinc finger protein 229 (gene ZNF229). The record is from RefSeq and is a predicted model, not a curated record. Bases 253 to 2799 code for a protein of 848 amino acids. The transcript is spliced from 7 exons. Gene Ontology annotation, molecular function: RNA polymerase II cis-regulatory region sequence-specific DNA binding; DNA-binding transcription activator activity, RNA polymerase II-specific. Lineage: Eukaryota; Metazoa; Chordata; Mammalia; Pilosa; Megalonychidae. Gene Ontology annotation, biological process: regulation of transcription by RNA polymerase II. Gene Ontology annotation, cellular component: nucleus.